CCAUAUAUGUAGAAAGCAUGUCAACUCUAGACACUUUCUAUUUUCUGAUUGCGUUGUUGUGGAAGAAAACUGGGUGAAAAGAAGAAAUUUCUGAAAAUAUAUUAACAUUAAAUCAAGCUUUUGGAACUAAGAACAUAGAAAUAAGUAGGAAACUCCUGUGAAUUACAAGUGUUAGUGGCUGUGUGCGAGGAGGCGCUAACCACGAAUAACGGGACUAAACACUUGCAGUAASUGCAAAAAAAGUCAAGGGAAAAGAAAAGAAAAAAAAAUCGAAGAAUCCCCUAGCGAUGGCUGAUGUUGAAAAAUUGACAGCCGCACCAGCGACUGAUAUACCUGUUUCAUCUAUAAAUGCCAACGACACGGUAACAGCGAGCGGUAGCGCGGCCGAUCUGGGCACCUCGCCCACACAGGAGCCCUCAAGCAAUUCGCAUCCUCAUGACUCUGAGUACGACACCGCUAGUGAUUUAGAGGGUGAUUACGACGACGAUGAGAGCGAUAGCGAGGAGGAGACGGAAACCGACGACGACGAAACCGAGGAGGAUGACGAUGAGCUUGGUAGCGGUACCGUUAGCGGUAAUGGGCUCGAUCGCAGCGGAGCCGACAGCGAGGCACAGAAGAAAGUUGAUGAGGAUCGCAGCAAUCCUCAAUAUAUACCAAAACGUGGCACCUUCUAUGAGCACGACGACCGCACGGCCGAAACGGAAGCCGACGGCGUUAUUGAUAUUGGCAGCGAUGGUGGCCAAUGUCCACCGGGUGUGGAGCCCACUGGCGAUGAUGUGUCCAAUGGCAACACUGCCACAGGAUCUACGUCGGCUGGACAGACGCCAACCAUAUCACAGGCUUCGAAAACCAUGAAGAAAUGGCAGCCAGCUUCAGGCGGUGAUCGUUGGUCCCACGAUCGCUUCGAGGCUAGCGAGCAGGCGCCCAAAACUCGAGCAGAGCUACUGCAAUCCUAUGGAUACGAUAUACGCAACGAGGAUGCGGCGCCGCGUGCCCGUCGCCGACGACGUUAUGGGCGCGGACCUAGCAAAUACUCGAGAAACUGGGAGGAUGAGCAGGCGUAUCUGAAGGCCAGCAACAAGGAACGCAAGCCCCCCCGACCCCAGGACUUCCCGGCACUCAACGAGCGCAGCAGCACAUCCAGCAGCAACAACAAAGUGCGUCGACCGCGCAACUCCAUUUCGCGCGAGGAGAAGGAGAAUCGCGGCGAGCGACGCAACAAUCAUGCCGCCACUGCAGCUGGAGUGUGCAACGAGAAACAGCACGCCACUGGCUCCGGCUCAAUGGCAGGAGGCAAGUCGCAGGAGCCGCGUGAGCGUGAGCCCAGGCAGCGCAACUAUGGACGCGCCAAUGGUGGCCACAAUGCCAACGGACGACAAAAUGCCAUGGAGUUCAAACAGAAGUCAAAUCGUGGUUCACAUGGACGCGGCGAUCAGCGCGAUUAUGCGGAGCAACGCGGCGAGCGGGAUUACCAUGUGAACAGAUCAAAUGGCAGCGGACCCAAACAGAUAAUCGAUAUACAGACACAUCAGCAGCAACAGCAGCAGCAACAGCAGCAACAGCAGCCACAACAACAGCAGCAGCAACAACAACAACACMGGCAACCACAGCAGCAGCAGCAGCAACAGCAGCAGCCACAACAACAGCAGCAGCAACCACAGCAGCAGCAACAGCCUCAGCAACAGCAAAAGCAUCUGCCAUUGGUCACAUCGAAUCUAUCGCAUCGUUUGCAACAGGUGCAGCAGCGUAACGAUCCUAGCCAUGUGGGCAGCGUGCAAAUGCACUCGCUGGCCGCGCAGAACCAACAGCAGCAGCAACAGUUGCAUCUGGCACAGCAGCAGCAGCAGCCGCAACAAUUGCCAGCGGAGCAGCGCAGCGGGCCUAAGCGCUACUCCAGUCUGAGGCGCAGCCAGCACGAGGCCACACAGCAACAGCAACAGCAACAACAGCAGCAGCAGCAUCAUCUAGUGGAACAGCAACAAAUGCAGCAACAAUUGCAGCUGCAACAGCAGCAGCAACAACAACAGCAGCAGCAACAACAAUCGCAGCUAAUGCUGCAGGAUCCUCACAUGCUCAUGCAGAUCGCCUACCAACAGCAGGAGCUGCAAGCGCAGCUGCAGACACUGCAAUUGGGCCCAGCACCGCCAGCAGCGGUGGCCGCGCCUCAGUCCAAGCAACAUGCGCCGCCCGCAGGAGCCUAUCCACAGACGCAGGGCGCGCCCUAUUAUGAGUCGGUGCCCGUGCAGGUGCCUGUGCCGGUGCAGGUGCCGGUGCCCGUGUCAGUGCCGCAGGCACCGUAUGUGAAUCCGGCCAGCAAUGCCUAUCUGCCGGCCACGCCAGCGGCCGUGGCCUAUGCCCAGGCACAGUCGGCAGCCACGGUGGCGCCACAGCCAGCGCCUCAGGCGGCGCCGCCGCUGUCCACGCAGGCCGGCCAGGCCUAUCACCAGAAUUAUAAUACGGUCGGCGGCACCACAUAUUUCGUGCCGCCGGCCCAGACCACAACCCGCCCCGCUGUGCUGCCCCAGAGACGACCCACCAAUGCCAUACCCAUCCUGCCGCCAUCCGAGAAGCAUAAGACGCGCACGGCCAAACCGGACGAGGGGGCCAGUGGCAGCGGCAGUGGCAGUGGCAGCGGCGACAACAUCGAUCACAUCAUUGACAACAUGUUCGUGCAGCGCCCGGCCUUCCAGCCGCCGCCCGCGUCGGCAGCGGAGACACCGAGCGACGAUGGCAACAGCAGUGCAACUGUUGCUCAGCCAGCGGCCGUUGACCAGACCCACCUGGUGGCUGCGGUGCCCGGGCAAGAAUGAGUGCACGUUUAUGCUGAUCCGCGGCAGCAGCAACAGUUGCAAUUGCAGCAGCGACACCUGCGCAGCCAUCAAGCACAGGAGGAACUGAUGUCCAGUGGCUAUGCCCUGCUGCCGCCCCAGAUUAGCUACUAUCGUGCCCACUAAAGGGCACGAAAAACCCGAAGAUUUUGACGAGAUUGUUUCUUUAGCGGAAGGGAUCUGUGAUCCUUGCCCCAACACUCACUCAACCUUUUUUAGAGCACACACAUACACACACACACACACACAUUUGUAAUUAGCGAAUAGUUGCACUUAAUCGAACUAACUAAGGUCGUUUCGACUACACCCAGAGUUCAGCGUAAGGCUUUCCAAGUAAUCCAUAUAUAUACUAUAUAUAUCUAGUAAUAGAAAGUAU
Messenger RNA from Drosophila arizonae, 3204 nucleotides. RefSeq names its product CASC3 exon junction complex subunit (gene btz). Gene Ontology annotation, molecular function: mRNA binding. NCBI's taxonomy places the organism in Eukaryota, Metazoa, Arthropoda, Insecta, Diptera, Drosophilidae. Gene Ontology annotation, cellular component: exon-exon junction complex. Gene Ontology annotation, biological process: mRNA processing. The record is from RefSeq and is a predicted model, not a curated record.